Closterium sp. Yama58-4 is the source of this 567-nucleotide messenger RNA. The record is from the annotation of a GenBank genome assembly. NCBI's taxonomy places the organism in Eukaryota, Viridiplantae, Streptophyta, Zygnematophyceae, Desmidiales, Closteriaceae.
AUGAACGAGAGUAACACGGGUUACAUAGCACAAGCUAUGGCAGUAGCAGAGGAGGAAAAACCGAUCUCGGAGCUACCUGCAGCAGUAAAGGAGGUGUUGGAGAAGUACAAAGACAUCAUGCCUGACGCCCUACUUGCAGGAGUGCCUCUAGUGCGCACCCAGAAGCACGAGAUCGUGGAAGAACCAGGUGCAAAACCCAUCUCAUUCCACAAGACGGCGUUCCGUACCAGAUACGGCUCCUACGAGUAUCUAGUGAUGCCGUUCGGACUCUGCAAUGCAUCGACGACGUUCCAGGCGGAGAUGAACCACAUCCUACGGCCCGUGCUGGAUAAGUGCGUGGUAGUGUACCUGGACGACAUACUGAUUUACUCCAAAACAAUGAAGGAGCACAUGGAGCAUCUGCGGAAAGUCUUCGAGAUCCUGCGGGAGAAUAAGUUCUACGUGAAGCUGUCGAACAGCGACUUCGCCCUAGAGAAGGUGCAGUUUUUCGGACACAUGGUGGGAGCGGAGGGCGUACAUGUGGACCCGCGGAAGCCGUCAAGAAAUGGAAAGUUCCUGAGAAUGUGA